Molecule: messenger RNA, 708 nt
Organism: Penicillium verrucosum
Lineage: Eukaryota; Fungi; Ascomycota; Eurotiomycetes; Eurotiales; Aspergillaceae
Product: putative cell wall protein
Exons: 1
Coding region: 1-708 (235 amino acids)
Source: RefSeq, a predicted model, not a curated record
AUGGUCUCCACUACUAUCAACUUCUCCGGCCUCAUGUGCCUCGUCCUUGCUCUUGGCCCCGCCACCGUCCUCUCUGCUCCCCAGCUGCCCGCUCUCCCAUUCCCUGAGACCACCAACCAGGGCCCAGGAAACAGCGAGACCUCCGCCGGCAGCGGCGUUAAAGUCGGCAUCCCCGGCGGUCCCUAUGUGAACGUUGGCGCCGGAUUCCUCGACUCCCACCGCGGCCCCUGCAGCCCAGGCUCAGGCGAUGACCACAGCGCUGGCGCAGGUGUCGACGUUGGUAUCCCCGGUGGCCCUAACGUCAAAGCCGGCAAUGGCGAGCACCACCACCAGGACGGCUACCCUUGCCCUGAGCCUCCUGCCGUUGUCGUCGUUCCUACUACCACUGUCUCCCCUCCCACCGAAAUUACCACUCCCCCCGUUGAGACUGCCCACCCUCCUACCUGGACUGGCGUCCCCGCCAUCCUCCCUCCCACCUUCACCACCCCCAUCUCCGGCCCUCUCACCACUGUCCCAGCCGCCUGGUCAUCCGUGGUCCCCGCCCAGUCAUCCACCCCAUUGAUCCACCCCGCCGUGCCCACUGCAUCGGCCUCGCCUUCCGCUGUUCCUUCCGUUCCCGUCGUGCCCACCUUCAACGCCGCCUCAUCUCUCGUCCCAGCCUCCAUCCUCGCACUGGCUCUUCCCGUUAUCGUGACUUUCUUCCAGUAA